GUAAUCCGACUAAUCACGAUGAACGUAACAUUAUCACAAUUAACACGAUUCUGCACUUCAGAUAACAACUGAUUUUUCACUCUUCAGACUUGCGCCUGCUACUGCUCCGUUCCUGCUUUUUGCGACCGCGUGUAACCGGCCUCAGGCUUUACACGGGCUCCACGUUUCAAAGCAGAAACGAUCGAACCAUCAUGCGGAGCGUGCGCCGGACGUGAAGCUCAUAGAAAAGAGAAAUUCGUCGCUCACUCUGCCAGUUGCUCGGCGGUCCAGAUCGAGGAAGCUGUCGCAUCCUAAACUCUUCUUCUCCCGGUCUACCAUGGCGGAGAUACAUAUCUUAGGAUGGGCCGAUUACCUGGUGAUAGCAAUCACGCUAUGCAUAAGUGUGGGAAUCGGUAUUUAUUACAGAUUCAGCGGAGGCCGCCAGAAAACUAUGGAGGAAUACUUUAUCGCAAGCCGAUCAAUGAGCAUUGUACCAGUGGCGAUUGCUCUAGUAGUGUCUUUCAUGUCGGCCAUCACGUUGCUCGGUGUAUCGGCUGAAAAUUACACGUAUGGGACGCAAUUUGUCGUGAUAAAUAUAUCUUAUUUAUUGGGCACUCCGAUUGUCUGCUAUGGUUUCCUGCCAGUGUUCUUCAAGCUGCAGGCGACCAGCGCGUACGAGUACUUAGAAAAGCGUUUCGGCGUAAAAACUAGGAUGAUGGCUAGUUUUGUUUACUGGAUUCAACUGCUUUUGUACUCAGGAGUGGUACUUUAUGCUCCUUCUUUAGCUCUGGAAGCGACUACGGGAAUUUCUAAGACCGCCAGUAUCGUUAUUAUCGGUCUCGUUUGCGCCUUUUAUUCGAGUAUAGGCGGCAUUAAGGCCGUGCUGAUAACCGAUGUGUUUCAAGCCCUGCUCAUGUUCACCGCCGUGUUUACCGUUAUCGGUAUAGCCGCGAAAGAGGCACAAGGGCUGGGACAGAUUUGGGAGAUCGCGAAGCAAGGACAUCGAAUUGAAUUUGACAGCACUGAUGUAGAUCCGACGGUGAGGCAUACAUGGUGGUCUCUCGUUAUUGGCGGUCUAUGUACGUUCUUGUCGCUUUACGGGGUGAACCAAGUACAAGUACAGCGUAUGAUGACUGUAAAGAAUAUACGGGCCUCGCAGAAAGCUCUGUGGUUGUCUUGGCCCAUCCUGACCUUCCUCUCGAUCUCGACUUGCUUCUCAGGAUUGGCGAUAUACAGCAAGUAUCAUAAUUGUGAUCCGAUACGCCAGAAUCGAAUUACUUCGCCUGAUAUGCUUAUGCCGUUGUACGUCAUGGAUACAAUGUCCAACAUGCCCGGCUUGCCAGGUCUUUUCAUCGCAGGUAUUUUUAGCGCGGGUCUCAGCACGAUCUCAGCGGCUCUCAAUUCCUUGGCAGCGGUCACGUUAGAGGAUUAUUUGAAGCCCGUGUAUAGGAAAUGUACCGGACGCGAAUUCUCGCCGACAAAGUCAACCUCCGUCGCGAAAGUGCUCGCUUUCAUGUUCGGCCUCAUCUCCAUCGCUCUGGCAUUUCUAGCACAAUUAUUGGGCGGGGUGCUUCAGGCUGGCCUAACUAUCUUCGGGGUGGUUGGCGGUCCGUUGUUAGGCAUCUUCACCCUCGGCAUGAGCACGCGGACGGCAACGGAGAGCGGCGCGAUAACUGGAGGUCUAACAGCGCUCUGCUUUUUAUUCUGGAUUGCUUUUGGCCAGCCACGUCCGAUGCCACCCACGUUACCAACGAGUACCGAAGGCUGCAAAGGGAACAACCUUGCGAACGUAACAAUCUCUGUAGCGCAGAACUUCACAAACUUCUCCAGGAGCACCGGUGACAGCUCGUACUUUUACUUAUAUCGCAUUUCGUACAUGUGGUACUCCGUUCUCGGAUUUCUAAUAACGUUCAUACUGGGUCUGCUCGUCAGUAUGUUGUCUCGUGCGAUCAACAAGAAGCAGACCGUCGAUUUAGACCCUAAUUUAUUUUUCCCCGUGAUAGCAAGGCGUAUGCGUUCCAAGCAAAGCGCCGAUGUAGAAAUUAUCGAUGGAUGUAACGCGCAAGAGAAGAAGUAUUCUUUCAACGCCGUCUGCGAGAACGAGAAAAUGAGCACGAAGCUCUAACAGUCUACCUGUAGUCUAGAUUAAUAGACCGAUAGAUGUUAGUAGACAUUCCGUGUUUGUGAUUAAUCUAAAGUUUAAGCAACUUAAAAAUCAAGAAAGGUAUUUUAGGUAUUUUACUGUAUCUUGGGACCUGAACGACAUCGCGGCGAUUUUCAGAACAGGAUUUCAGCAAACUUCAUUCGCGAUUUAGCGUAGAUGAAUCAUUUAUUAUCAUUACGUAUUCGUAAGAAUUAUUUUUUUUUAUAGUUGCAAGAUUCAUAAAGAAAACUUUUAACUCAUUUUGUAUUAAAUUGCAAGGAAUGUCUUCCAGGCUGCGUGCGCGUUUGUACUGCCAAUUUGUACUAGUUAAACAAUAUUUUUGUGCUGGCGAUGUAAUGUUUGAAAUAAAUAGUGUGUGUGUGUUUUGUACGAAAUACUUUGCACGGGGUUUGUAACAUAUUUAUAUUAUUAGUGCUUUAGUUACAAGUUCUUUGCACAUAAUGUUCUCGCGGAGGUGUACUUGAAUGAAACUCGUGUCUUUUAGAAAGUUUUGACAAUAUUUAGCGAUGUAAGAUAAUGAAGAUGUUAAUCGAAAGCGUUACACACGCGUUAUAGCAAAAUGGCUAUAAUACGCAACGCGAUUUUUGGAGACAAAGAUCGAAAUGAAUUACACAGUGUUACCUGUAACUCAAUCAUUAAGUUAUUUAAAAAUUAUAAUUUUAAUGGGAUAUUGUUAUAAUUGUAUAUUGUAACUUAUAUGAAGCGUUACUCGUAAACGAAUUUAAUUACGACAACCGAUUUGCUCUUGCAAACUUUGUCGUUCUUAUCUGCAUUUAGAAAUUAAGUGUGCUAUAAUCUUGCAUUAAAUAAGCAGGAAUGCUACUUUAAGUUUUUUACAGUUCUGUUUCAGAAAUGCAAUCCAUAUCGACGUUUUCGUCAUUUGUUGAUAUUUAUUGUAAAAGUGAUACUGCGUGACUGGUAGUAACAGACAAUACAUAUCCGUCGAUGUAGCAAGUAUUGGCGGUACAGUAUUUGUCUAAAUAAAUAUAAUCUUUAACGUACAC
This is a messenger RNA of Ooceraea biroi (clonal raider ant), 3147 nucleotides long. Its product is annotated as putative sodium-dependent multivitamin transporter. The record is from RefSeq and is a predicted model, not a curated record. NCBI's taxonomy places the organism in Eukaryota, Metazoa, Arthropoda, Insecta, Hymenoptera, Formicidae. Gene Ontology annotation, cellular component: membrane. Gene Ontology annotation, biological process: transmembrane transport; sodium ion transport. Gene Ontology annotation, molecular function: symporter activity.